Molecule: messenger RNA, 3647 nt
Organism: Leptidea sinapis
Lineage: Eukaryota; Metazoa; Arthropoda; Insecta; Lepidoptera; Pieridae
Gene: scf
Product: calumenin-B
Exons: 7
Coding region: 174-1139 (321 amino acids)
Cellular component (GO): endoplasmic reticulum
Molecular function (GO): calcium ion binding
Source: RefSeq, a predicted model, not a curated record
GUCAAUCGAACUUUGUGAAUUGCUUUGCCUACAGAAAAUUAGAAAUAGAGAAGCCGGCAGCAAAUGCAACGGCGUACGAUCAACGAUAGGAGUGACGGGAAUCGGGAACCAACAGGAUUUCAAUACGUGUACAACUGUAAAGUUUGAUGACGUGGCUAUUAACUUAGGCGAAAAUGCUGACUACACUCUAUAUUGCACUAGCUAUAACAGCUGUAUAUGCUGGUGUCCCAAAUCCUGAAGAAACUAAAAGGUUGAUGGACCAUCUUUCUGAUGCAGAGCAUUACAGAAAUGAACAUCACAAUAAACAAUUUGAUCAUGAUGCGUUUCUGGGUGAAGACCAGGCCAAAUCAUUUGACCAAUUACCACCAGAAGAAAGCAAAAGAAGAUUGGGAAUGAUCGUGGACAAGAUCGACGCCGACAAAGAUGGCUUCGUGUCGCUUGUCGAGCUCAAGGAUUGGAUCCGGUACACGCAGAAGAGGUACAUCGUGGAGGACGUCGAGAACCAUUGGAAGCAGCACAACCCGAAUAAUGAGGACUUGAUCUCGUGGGAGAAUUAUAAAAAAGAUGUGUACGGAUUUAUGGAUGAAAUGACAGACAGCGAGAAGAAGAGUAAGGAAGGGGCCACUUAUAAGAACCUGUUGAAACGAGACCGUAGGAGAUGGCAGUAUGCUGAUGGAGAUCAGGACGAUUCCCUGAACCGAACCGAGUUUGGAGCAUUCUUGCAUCCAGAGGAUCAUCCAGGAAUGAGGGAGGUUGUUGUGUUGGAGACGCUUGAGGAUAUUGAUGUAGAUAAGGACGGCAAGUUGUCACUAGAAGAGUACAUUGGAGACAUGUACAAGCCAGAGGAAGGUGAGAGUGUGGAUGAAGAGCCCGACUGGGUCAAGCAGGAGCGGGAACAGUUCACCGGAUACAGAGACACUAACAAGGAUGGGUUCAUGGAUGAGAAAGAGGUGAUGGACUGGAUAGCGCCUCCCGAGUUCGACCACGCGGACGCUGAGGCACGCCACCUGGUGUUCGAAGCAGACACCGACGCGGAUGAGAAGUUGACCAAGGACGAGAUACUUGACAAAUACGACCUGUUCGUGGGCUCGCAAGCCACCGACUUCGGUGAGGCACUGGCCAGACACGACGAAUUCUAAAAAUGCAAACAUUUUACAAAAUAACGCCAUCUAUUGGUGGAUUUCGUAACAUUAAUAAAGCGCCAUCUUAGUCGUUUAAUGAUGAUACUAAAAACGCAAUGUUGUGGCGCUUAUUUAUAAUAAUAAAAAAAAACGGUUAUUUAACUGAACGCUAUUUUACUAUGAAGCUUACUGCAGUUUUUAGAAAUAACGCUAAUAAUUUGUCUGCCAGAGAUUUGAGGAGAUUUAAAAGAAAUUGAAAUAGUUUAAGAAAUUUUAAAUUUAGCAUAUUAAUUGUUUAUUCGGAUUGGUUAAAUGAGAUUUCGACAGUAAUAAGAGUAUAAAACAGCCUUUGAUCUUGAAUAAAAUGUAUAAUAAUUUUAAGUAUUUUUACAUUUAAAACGAAUAAAAAAAUAUACAUAUUUAAUUUUUGUAAGAUUUUUUGCUCCAGUUUAAUCUGGUAUUAGGGCAGUGACGUCAGCACGGAAUGACAUUUUGUUCGAGUGCAAAAACAGAAAGGUUACGGAUUAUUGGAAUUUGUUUGUUCCAAAGUGCAGCUCCUAUUUUAAUUUUAUUAUAAAACGGGCCAUUUUUUAUAAUUACUAACAUAUUAUUAAAAGUUUUAUCUUUGAAAUGUAUUUUGCACAUUAUUUGAUUAAACCAAACAUUACCAUUUCAAGCACUGCCAUAAUUAAAGUUUUAUAUUAAUAAAUAUAAAGUAUUAAAUAUAUAGCAUGACUAGUAGUAAGACACUAACGAUUCAAAUUCAAAUAUUUUUAUUCAAACAGUCACAGAAACACAUUCAGACCUGAGAAGAAUAGGCGCAACAAACUCAACGAGCGUUUUUUUUUUCAUCGAUAUAAUAUGCUUACAAAGUAAUAUUGAGUAGAACAGAAUGGAAACACUUUAUUAGCAAUAAAAAAACACUCACACAAAAACACGAUAAUUUACAAUAUUAAUUAAAAUCUUAGAAUUCUAAAUUAAAUAACCUAACAAAUAUUAUAAAAAAUUAAAAAUAAAUAAAUAAAAAUAACAGUGUGAGCGUGAUUCCCUGCUAAAAGGAGCUGACUCAGUAUAUUGUACAAUUUAUCUUAUUAUUAACAGCCUGAGGGCGGUCGCUCCAUUACCACUCUGUGGUAUCAUUGAGAAAGUCAUUUAUAUUAUAGUAACCUUUACCACACAAACGUUUUUUAACAGUUCUUUCGAAUAACGUAAUACUUUUGUUUUGAACAUUUUCUGGGAUCUUGUUGUAAAAGCAUAUACAUCGCCCCACCAAAGACUAACUCGACUUAGCCAAGUAGUGGGCAUUAUACGUUUAUAUCUGUUACUGGUGAUAACAUUAUGGUUAUGAACCGUAGUAGUACUAAUAGUUACCUAAGUAGUGUGCUCAGUACUCGAUUCUCGUUUUAAUUAUGUAUCAAGUGAGGAUACAUUUCCGACGCUGAUAGGUGUGUUCGCGAGGUGUAUCUAUACCUAUUGGUGCCCCAGUCGCGGGGCAAAAACGAAUACAAUGUAUAAUUAGCACUAGAUUGUCUAGGCCAUAGGUUCUCAACGUGGGCGAUAACGCCCCCUUGUGGGCGUUUGAGACUUUCGAGGGGGCAGUAGUAAGUAAGACCCAGAGAAAAUCAGGGAGCAUUGAGAUGGCGCAGAUGGGGCGUGGGUAGAUUAAAAAGUAUAGUCUAAAAAGGAAAGAAAAUACACGAAAAUACUCUAGAACAAAACAUAUUCUCAAAGUGGGCGGUGAGCAAAAUAAGGUUGAGAAACUAUGGUCUAGGCUACUUAGAAAUUCCUGUUUUAAGUUAUCAAAAAUUACUCCACUAUGUGUAGGUGACUUAAAAUAUCUAAUUGUAGGAAAGAAACGACGGAACAAAAUUAUGGUCUUACUGUAUAUCGGUGGAACAAAUCUAGAGCUAGUUAUUCAUUGCAUUCAUUUUUGCACAGCGACGGUGGCACAAUGGCUAGGUUUAUAGACACACGUCCGCGAGACAUGAAAAAGCACCGCUGUCGUCUCAACCUGCAACCGGUCAUCGCACUGCGUUGCUGACUCGUUCCGACUCGUUACCAUUUAGUGUAAGCGCAAGCGCCGACAGGUCCGUGUAUGGAUGAAGUACAAAUUUGUAUCGUUAGUGUCUCUCAUGUCAUGCUGUAUAAUUUCUUCAGUUGAUAUACAGAUUUUUUUUAACUUCUGUUAGUUUAUGAUGUUGUAAGAAUAAUUAUUUUGCCAAUGUGUUGCCAUAAAAAGUCAUUUAAGAAUCUCCAGACAAUUACGAUCGCUUGGUGAUAAAGAUGGCAAUAAACUUACAUUGUUAGAUAAUUAAGUAGAUUUAGUGUUAAACCAAAGCUAAUAUUCCUUGAAUCUGUGAGAAUCUUUGUAAUAUUUUUUAAGUACUUCCAUUGUAUUUUAACGCAUUUAAUGUAUUUUAAGAUGGGGAAAUAUUUUAACUAAAAUAAUAUAAUGUAUUUACUACUAAUAAAUGUAGUUUGUGGCAAUUUUGCUUUUAUUUUUUUUAAUAAAUGUGAUCAAAUUGA